Ceratotherium simum simum (southern white rhinoceros) is the source of this 2730-nucleotide messenger RNA. The record is from RefSeq and is a predicted model, not a curated record. NCBI's taxonomy places the organism in Eukaryota, Metazoa, Chordata, Mammalia, Perissodactyla, Rhinocerotidae.
GAAGCAGGAAGUGACUUCGGGAGUGGAGCCGGCCGAGCCUAGCGAGCGGCGGCGGGGGCUGAUGGAAGUGGAGUGGGGGCUUGAGAGGGCACUCUACUGUAUCCAGCAUGCUCCAAGGCCACAGCCCUGUGUUCCAGGCCUUGCUGGGAACCUUCUUCACUUGGGGGAUGACGGCAGCUGGGGCGGCUCUCGUGUUCAUAUUCUCUAGUGGACAGAGGCGGAUCUUAGAUGGAAGUCUUGGCUUUGCUGCAGGGGUCAUGUUAGCAGCUUCCUACUGGUCUCUCCUGGCCCCCGCGGUUGAGAUGGCCACGUCCUCUGGGGGCUUUGGUGCCUUUGCCUUCUUCCCUGUGGCUGUUGGCUUCACUCUUGGAGCCGCAUUUGUCUACUUGGCUGACCUCCUGAUGCCUCACCUGGGUGCAGCAGAAGACCCCCAGACGGCCCUGGCACUGAACUUCGACUCUGCGUUGAUGAAGAAGUCUGAUGCUGAGGGUCCCAGGCUGCUCUUCCCCGAGAGUGAACUUUCCAUCCGGAUAGACAAGAGUGAGAAUGGGGAGGCGUAUCAGAGGAAGAAGGUGGCGGCCACCGACCUGCCAGAGGGCCCUGCUGGCCCGGUGCCUUCUCGAGGGAACGUGGCACAGCCCGGCGGCAGCAGCUGGAGGAGGAUCGUGCUGCUCAUCUUGGCCAUCACCAUACACAACGUCCCAGAGGGUCUUGCUGUUGGAGUUGGAUUUGGGGCUGUAGAAAAGACGGCAUCUGCCACCUUUGAGAGUGCCAGGAAUUUAGCCAUUGGAAUUGGGAUCCAGAAUUUCCCAGAGGGCCUCGCUGUCAGCCUCCCCCUGCGAGGAGCUGGCUUCUCCACCUGGAGAGCCUUCUGGUACGGGCAGCUAAGUGGCAUGGUGGAGCCUCUGGCCGGGGUCUUCGGUGCCUUUGCCGUGGUGCUGGCUGAGCCCAUCCUGCCCUACGCUCUGGCCUUCGCUGCUGGAGCCAUGGUCUAUGUGGUCAUGGACGACAUCAUCCCCGAGGCUCAGAUCAGUGGAAAUGGGAAGCUGGCGUCCUGGGCCUCCAUCCUGGGAUUCGUGGUGAUGAUGUCACUCGACGUUGGCCUGGGCUAGUGCUGAAGUGCCUCGGAGCCCAGGAAAGGCAGCAUGAGGAAACUACGAUGGUUGGCUUCUAUGGGACCACAUGCCCCUUUCUUCACAUUAAAACAUUUUUCCUUUCGCUUCUUUUCAUCUCAUUAUCCUAAUUGACUCUGAUUAUAGUAUGACAAUUUUUACUUUUCUUUUGAGAGAGAUAUUGGUUUUAUCUGGAAUUUCAAGGUGUCAUAGAACUACAGAUUUUUGCUUGGUCACUAAAUGGACUCUUUCUUCAGUGGGAUUACCAAGGACAUACAGAUCAGGAAAAUCUCUGCUUUUGUACCUUCACUCUCCCUCACUAGAUUUAAUGGCAACGCCUCAAGGUCACCUACAGAAGCAAGCUACCAAGAGAGAAGUCGCCUAAGCAUUUUUGCCUGGUGACUCAGAGCACAAUGGCCAGGACAUUUUUUGUCUAUCCCUCCUGAUCUGUCACCAUAGAUCCUCUACCCAUCUAGACCGGAACUGGAGCAUCGUGGACAUAGCAAGUACUUUCCAAGGCCCAGCCAGCCCAAGGAAGAAUGUAUCUUCCCCUACCUCCCCCAGGGAGAUGCUGUAUGGGAGGGGAUACAGAAAAGGGAAGAAAAUGAGCUAGUCUUUCUCUCUCUCUUUUUAAGGCAAAGAUUGACACUACUGAAGUUAAGGGAAUUAGGACAACUGUGAACACACAGGGAGCCUGUGACAAGAGGACAGAGUAUGGCUUUGAUCUCUAAUGAUUGCAAGAGCAAAGUAGUUUGUCAUGGUGUCCAAAUCCCCCAGAUGUUUAUUUUGAUAAGUUUAUAGCUUCGUUUUUCUAAGAGACUUGGGGACACCAGCAAUCUGCUAGAACCCAAACACUUCAUUUACUUAUGGAGGGAGCCACUUAAGCUAAUUUAAGUGAAUGAAAGACAUUUAGAAUCUGCACUGGGUCCCUCUCUGUUGACCAUUUGGUAACUUGUAACCUGACCCAGGACUCUUAAGCUGCAGCAGGCUUUGCUGGAGUUUGGCCAGAGAGUUUAGGAUUAGAAAGGAAGAAGGGAUAGGAGAACAAAAAAAAAGGAGAGAGAUUUUUACAUUUCCCUUUUAAAGUAAACUUUAGCCAAGUCAUCAUUCUGAAAUGACCCUAAAGAAUGACUUGAACGAGACUAGAAGCGAAUCUACUCCUUCUUACACGUAGCUUCUCCAACAGGGUGAUAAAACAUGUCUGCUUCAAACACAGUAAGGCCUGCCAUCCUCAUUGGUCAAAGGAGCGUAUGGGACCUUGACUGGGCUCCACUGGCAAGGCAGGCUGCCCAAGAGCCAGGUAUUCAGACAUUGUGUUAUCAACACCUGCCCUGAGUUUACAUGUUUCAUUGCUUCCAAGGGUGAAUACCCUGCUCUGUGAAUGCUCUAAGAACCCAAGGGCCAACCCUAUGCUGAGUCUAUGUGUGUUCUUCCAAAGCACUGAUGAUCAAAAUUGAAGACACAUUCAGAGGUUUGAUUGGUUGAAAUUAAUUGGUUUGAUGGUUGGUGUUUGUGUAUUUUUAUGUCUUUGUAUGUAGUUCUGCAUAAUGCAAACUUCUUUCUGAUGGACAAGACCUCAUACUGUGAUUAAUAUCAAUAAAAGGGAUAUUGUCAUGGA